Molecule: messenger RNA, 3096 nt
Organism: Exaiptasia diaphana
Lineage: Eukaryota; Metazoa; Cnidaria; Anthozoa; Actiniaria; Aiptasiidae
Product: NADPH-dependent diflavin oxidoreductase 1
Exons: 17
Coding region: 1199-3028 (609 amino acids)
Cellular component (GO): cytosol
Molecular function (GO): flavin adenine dinucleotide binding; NADPH-hemoprotein reductase activity; FMN binding
Source: RefSeq, a predicted model, not a curated record
UNAAGUGCCCUCUCGUUGCUGUCAGGUGCCUUCUACACAAAACCAUUUCUUCAUAUAGCUUCCUCUAGAAUUGUGCAAGACUGAUUUUGCAUUCUCCAGAGACAUUUGUAGGUGCUCUAUUGGAGAAUUUGAAAACUGCAAAAUCUACAGUACUAAAAAAAGAUGAUUGAACGACUGAAUUUUAUGAUUUUAAUUUUCAUGUUAUUAAAAUAGCAUACAACACACUAACUUAUUCACCUUUGAUAGCUCACUUGUAGGAGUAUUUUCGCUGACAUCAAGUUCUUUAUUUUGUUUUACACUUGUGCUAGACCAGAAUAAAAAAAUAUAAAGAUGAUACUGUACUACUGUCCGUUUUUCAAGCACUCGAAAGUUAGACUUCCGYCACGCACUCCACGGUCGCUUURCGUAAACAACACAUGACAAAAACCUACUCGUUUCCGCUUUUCCGUUGGCUUAUAACCCUCUGUAGUUUGGAAUAUUUCCUUCUCCCGUGCUCUGCAGUUGGUGCRCCACAUAGUUCCUGGAGUAUAUGAUUCAUUUGCCUCUCCUAAUCUAUCCACAGCGUCGUACAGUCGCAUUGGUAAGUCGAUGAGUGAGUUUGUAUGGCUGCCUCUACAAGGAGCAUCGCCGGUCUUUUUUUUCAAUAAUUUUUUUAUGUUUUAAACAAACCCUACUUUUUUCAGGAACCUGUCCAGCUCUUGCAAGUUUUCUUCCGACAAUAAAAAGCUUUCCCCGUGAACAUUCAUUUUGUUUUGACCGAGUUUUGGCACCUUUCACGUAAUCCUGUCCGCGAGCGUGUCCUGUUGUUGUCACGACGGCUAAAAUUACGAGCGGCCAUAUCGGACACACUUUCAUGGUAAUUUUCUCAGGGUAUAAAGAAAAAUAAAGAGGUAUAAAAUAGGAAUCACUUAAGUAGUACAAUUUCUAGGUUCACUGAAAAAAUUAACCUUAUAAACCCAGGGAAUUGCUUAUAAACCAGUCUCAAAGUACGUGUGUGGAAAAAUCCCCAUGUUUACUACACUCAAGAUUAAUUUUGUACGCAUGCGCAGUGGUCUGACCGCGGUGUUAAAAGAGUAGAGUUUACACAGAUAUUUCUUGUUGAUUUCUUGGUCUAUCCUUUGGUCCCAAUUUCAAUCAAUAUCUUCUUUAAACGAAAGACGAACAGAAACGUGGACCUUCUGGAAAAGAUCCAUUUUAUAUGACGCCCGCGGUAUAUAUUGCCAGCGGUAUAUCAUUCAAGAUGGCGGACGACAAGAGAGUUUUAACUGUUCUUUUCGGUUCGCAAACAGGGACAGCAGAGGACGUUGCUGAAAGGAUUGGACGUGAAGGAAAGCGACAUUAUUUGUCUGUCUGUGUUAGAGCUUUAGAUGAUUAUGAUGUGACGAAGCUUAUCCAAGAGAAAAUUGUAGUAUUUGUUUGUGCCACCACAGGACAAGGUGAUGAACCAGAUAACAUGAAGAAAUUCUGGAGAUUUAUAAUGCAAAGAAACCUACCAACCAACUCACUAAACCAGCUCAAGUUCUGUGUUCUUGGACUGGGUGAUUCAUCAUAUGCAAAAUUUAACUUCAUAGCUAAAAAGAUCCAAAAAAGAUUAGUCCAACUGGGAGGUACAUCAUUGAUCUCUUUGGGUUUGGCUGAUGACCAGCAUGAACUAGGUGCUGAUGCUGUUAUUGAUCCUUGGUUAAAAGAGUUAUGGCAGAAUGUCCUACAAAUCUACCCACUACCACUGGGAAAGGAGAUUAUUAGUGAUGCAAUAAGACCUCCUUCAAGGUACAGAGUUUCAUUUGUUGAAAGUGAAUUUAAUGUUUCUCUACAAGACGACAAUUCAAAAGUUCCACAACAUGUCGAUAAACAUCAUCCAUUCCAUGCAAAAUUGAUAUCCAAUGAGCGAGUGACAGCUACAGAUCACUGGCAAGAUGUACGUCUUGUUCGUCUUGAUACAACUAACUCCAAUAUCAUAUAUAGUCCUGGUGAUGUUGUUAUGAUUCAGCCAAGCAAUUUACAAGAAAAUGUCGAAGAAUUCAUUAAUUACUUAAAACUGGAUCCAAACAGGGUAUUCUCGCUAGAGCAGAACGACCCAGAUAUUCUCCUACCCAAUGGUCUGCCAAGCCCCUGCUCGAUAAGGUACCUUGUGGAACACUAUUUCGACAUACAGGGCACACCCAGGCGGUAUUUCUUUGAACUCUUGUCACACUUUACAACAUCAGAACUUGAAAGAGAAAAGCUGCAAGAAUUCAAUUCAACCGAGGGUCAGGAAGAACUUUAUUCAUAUUGCUACAGACAGAAAAGAUCAAUGCUGGAGGUUCUCCAAGACUUCCCACACGCCAGUGCAAACCUUCCAUUUGAGUACUUAUUUGACGUCAUACCCCCCAUKAAGCCUAGAGCUUUCUCCAUCGCCUCAUCAAUGCUGGCGCAUCCCAAUGAAAUACAAAUAUUAAUGGCGGUCGUGCAGUAUAAAACCAAGUUAGCUAAACCGCGUCGUGGUCUGUGUUCUACAUGGCUAUCGUCCUUAGAUCCAUCUAAUAAUCACCUUAUUCCUGUAUGGGUUACCAAAGGCACGAUAUCGCCACCUAAAGAUAGCAAUAUACCAAUGAUUAUGAUAGGGCCUGGAACAGGAGUUGCCCCUUUUAGAAGCUUUAUUGAAGAACGAAUAAGUCAAGGCUGUACAGCUGGUGUUCUGUUCUUCGGGGCACGAAACCGCUGUAAAGAUUAUUUCUUUGAGGAACAAUGGAAUGACUUAAGCAAACGAGAGGUGUUAACUGUGUUUACUGCUUUUUCAAGAGAUCAGGAGGAGAAAGUCUACGUCCAGCAUGCUAUGAGAGCCAACAGUUGGUUAAUAUGGGAUAUGCUUAGUAAUAAAAAGGCAUCGUGUUACAUAGCAGGAAAUUCCAAGCGUAUGCCCAUCGACGUCACAGAGGCCCUCAUUGAAAUCAUCGGUAAAGAAGGAAAAAUGGAUCUACCAAACGCACACAAUUAUAUGAAGUACCUUGAGCAAUCCAGACGAUUUCAAUGUGAAACUUGGUCGUGAAUAAACAAUUAGUAUAUCAACAAUUAUGAAAAACUGUAGUGACGUUUUUGAAGUAAAAAGAUCAAUUC